CCUCUUUGGCUCCUAGACCUUCUGGACUGUAUUUUUUUCUUCACUUUGUUUUUUUAUUUUAUAUUUUGGGCAGAGUUCUUAAAUUCACAUUCCAGCCCUUCUAAAUUUUGAAUUAUUAGUUUUAAGCAUCCUGUUUUUCUUUCAGGGAGAGCAGCAUCUUUUUCUUAAUGUUAACUAUUGUAAAAUCUUUUCAUUUGCUUAGACUCCAGAGGGGAAAGUCUAACCGAGUAUCUUAUGUAAGCCUGGAGUUAGAUGUUAAUUCUCUCUAUAUGGGGACAGAUACUAAUGAAAUCAAGUUAUGGAUCUGGCUUACCUCUAUCUCAUCUUGAGUUUCUAGUUUUGUUUUACAACGUUCCUUUCUACUUGGCUUCUAUCAGACUGUGGAGCUUUCAACAGAGUGAUAUGCACCCCAUUUCUCCUAGCAUGACUGUAAUCUGAUCAGUAACUGCAAGCCCUGACUCCUGUGUCUGGCAACUGUGGAGCUGGGGCCUCUUCACUGCCCCCAACUACAGCACCAUCAUGGCGGCCAUCUCUACUUCCACUCCUGUAAUUUCACAGCCCCAGUUCACAGCCAUGAAUGACCCACAGUGCUUCUACAAUGAGUCCAUCGCUUUCUUUUACAACCGGAGUGGAAAGUAUCUUGCCACAGAAUGGAACACAGUCAGUAAGCUGGUGAUGGGCCUGGGAAUCACCGUCUGUAUCUUUAUCAUGUUGGCCAACCUUCUGGUCAUGGUGGCAAUCUACGUCAACCGUCGCUUCCACUUUCCUAUUUAUUACUUGAUGGCUAAUCUGGCUGCUGCAGACUUUUUUGCUGGGUUAGCCUACUUCUACCUAAUGUUCAACACAGGACCCAAUACUCGGAGAUUGACUGUUAGCACAUGGCUCCUCCGCCAGGGCCUCAUUGACACCAGCCUGACAGCAUCUGUGGCCAAUUUACUGGCUAUUGCCAUCGAGAGGCACAUUACAGUCUUCCGCAUGCAGCUGCACACACGGAUGAGCAACCGGCGGGUGGUGGUGGUCAUUGUGGUCAUCUGGACUAUGGCCAUUGUGAUGGGUGCCAUUCCCAGUGUGGGCUGGAACUGUAUCUGUGAUAUUGAACACUGUUCCAACAUGGCGCCCCUCUACAGUGACUCAUACUUAGUUUUCUGGGCCAUUUUCAACUUGGUGACCUUUGUGGUAAUGGUGGUUCUCUAUGCUCACAUCUUUGGCUAUGUUCGCCAGAGGACUAUGAGAAUGUCUCGGCAUAGUUCUGGACCACGGCGCAAUAGGGAUACCAUGAUGAGUCUUCUGAAGACUGUGGUCAUCGUGCUUGGUGCCUUUAUCAUCUGCUGGACUCCGGGACUGGUCUUGUUACUGCUAGAUGUGUGCUGCCCACAGUGUGAUGUUCUGGCUUAUGAGAAAUUUUUCCUCCUCCUGGCUGAAUUCAACUCUGCCAUGAACCCCAUCAUCUACUCCUACCGCGACAAGGAGAUGAGCGCGACCUUCAGGCAGAUCCUCUGCUGCCAGCGCAGUGAGAACACCAAUGGCCCGACAGAGGGCUCUGACCGCUCAGCAUCCUCCCUCAACCACACCAUCCUGGCUGGAGUCCACAGCAAUGACCAUUCUGUGGUUUAGGAAGAAAACUCAGAGGAGAAGCCGGCUGUCCUCUCUGGAGGCAUAGACCACCUCCCCUACCCGCUUACUGGGCAAGGUGGAGCGUGAAAGUGGACAGAAAAAAAGAAACUUGUGUACUUAAACACUAACCAAUGGCAGUAUUUGUCCCCAGGCCCCCAGGAGACUUACUUGAUAGACGGUGAGAAUUAGUGUAUGUGACCACCUUUGUCCCGAGCCUUUUGGAAGUAGAAAGUGGGAGUUCUCGCGAUGGAAUUCCAAAAUAAACUGGAGUGUCCAGUAAGAUAGACUACAUACACUAAUAAGACUUUCGAAGAUCCUGUGUGAUUUGGUGCAAGUCAGAAGAAAUUCUGACCAAUUGAGGCUACAACUUCUUUUUUUACAUACAGGCUUCCCUUUGGUUUUUAUUUUUCAAGAACUUCCCUUAAUAAACAUGUGUAUACUUUUGACAGGUUUGUGAUGGGUCAGACUACAGACUGUUAAGCUACCAUGAUUGCCUUUUUCUUUCCUUGUAUAGGAAAACUGUAAAUUGGUCAUUAUUAUUUUUUGCCUAGAAAGCAUGCAUGUAAUGUAUGUAUACAGUAUGCUUUACUUAAAAAGAGAAAAGAAUACUAAUUUUAAGAUUUCUAGCAAAGAGAAGUUCUAGUUGUAUUUGUUUAGGCUCUGAGAGAUGCAAUGCUUUAAUCACAAUAUUACCGUUUUAAAUUAAAGUGUUGUAACAAGGGAAUAUGAGUUUAUCACCAAAAGAUAUGCUCUAAAAAAAUCAUAGAAGACAAAACAUAAUGAUAUUGUUUCUACAUAUUUGAGAACCCAAGUGUGUUCUUAUUGCCUGUAUGUGAGAAAAAAAAACUGUAACAGCCUGUGGUUUUCUGAGUUAUGCAAUAAUACAUACUUACUGUAGAAAACUUGAAGAUUGCUGAGACAUUUAUAAAAAAAUAAAAGAUAAUUUCCAAUAAUAUUACAACUCAAAUAACCAUCAUUAGUGGUCUCCCUUCCAUGUAUACCUAUAAGCAUAUUAUAUGCUUUCUUACGUAAUUGGGAUAAUGAUGAAAACAGUUUUAUAACUAGUUUUUAUUGCAGAAUUGCCAGAUUUCCUUAUGGUAUUAAAUUUUUUCAGAAACAAUUUUAAUGGCUGUAUAAUAUUCCAUUUAUCUGAUCCAACUCAUUUCAUUUAACCAUUGCCAUAUCAUGGGCUAUUGAGGUUAUUUCAAAUUUUUACUGCUAUAAAGUUGCAAAGAAAAUGUUAUAUAUGUAAAACGUUGAAUAUAGAAUUUCUUAGAUUGUAUUCCCAUGAAGGACUUGUUUUUUUUAAAUGUGAACUAUCUUCUUAUACCUGUAUUUUUUCUAAAUAAGGAUUUCCUACUUUUGCACUGCUUUGGUGGCAGUUGUAAGGAAAACCAGUUAAAAUUCCUUUUUUUUUUAACAAAGAAAGUGGUUACCUUAGUUGAGAGUGGCUUUCUUUUAAUGUAGCAGGAUGGAUGUGAAAGUCAACAGUCUCAGUUAACAAAACACUAGCAAUUUCACCUUUUUAUUUUUUUGCAAGGAAUGCUACCCACUCUUGGUAGCCACGACUAUAAUGUAAUACUGAAGAAAAUGCAAAGAAAUAUAACAUGGCAUGUAAAAGAAUGAUCUGUGUAUUAAAUAGCUAGGGAAUUUUCUCUAGCAAGGGGAUGGCAUGACUGGGUAUGUGACUGGCUACAGUGUGUUCUCCAGGAAUUGCCCACAUGGGUGGCUGCCAUGUUAGGUGACGUCUGUGGAAUAAGGCAUUGUCCAGGCAAACUCUGGAGUGUUUCAGUUUGUUGUAAAGAGAAACCAGAAAGUAAUGCAAUCUUGAAGCAGGUAUGGGGAAGUCAGGAGGAAGUCUCAGAGGAAGAACUGAAGAAUGACUGUCUAGGAAGGAGGAAAUCAGUGCAUGGCUGGCUUUUGAACAGAGAGGGUUGAUUUGUAAAGCACUGCCAGUGAUCAGAACAUGGGAACCCAUUGACAGAAAGGGGUCUGCAUGAAUGUUACACAAAACACAGAGCAUUUUAGACUGGAAGUAUAAGAAGUGAACUUGGACCGUAACUGAUGUGCCUAUUUUGAUGGAGGAGCUGUGGACUAUUUGAAAUGAAAAGCAUCCUAAUUGGACUUAAUAAAUCAUUCUUAAUGAGU
Molecule: messenger RNA, 3762 nt
Organism: Perognathus longimembris pacificus (Pacific pocket mouse)
Lineage: Eukaryota; Metazoa; Chordata; Mammalia; Rodentia; Heteromyidae
Gene: Lpar1
Product: lysophosphatidic acid receptor 1
Exons: 4
Coding region: 520-1614 (364 amino acids)
Biological process (GO): phospholipase C-activating G protein-coupled receptor signaling pathway; neurogenesis
Cellular component (GO): membrane
Molecular function (GO): lysophosphatidic acid receptor activity
Source: RefSeq, a predicted model, not a curated record